AGAGCGCCUAUGCCUCCGAAAGAGAAGGCUGUCAGGAUGGACACCCCACCCUCUGAAGAUCCACAGAACAAAAAACUGGGAAACCAGAAAGAGGAGAUGGAGUUUAAAGAGCUGGACGGUCUGAAGGAAGCCUUGGCAAACCUCCAGGGACUGUCUGAGAAGAGCGAGAAGGCGAUGCUUUGCUCCCGCAUUCAAGACCAGUCCCAGCUCAUCUGCAUCCUGAAGAGGAGGUCAGAUGAGGCCCUGGAGCGCUGCCAGAUCCUGGAGCUGCUCAACACAGAGCUGGAGCAGAAGAGGGUGCUGGAGGCUGAGAAGCUGAAAGCCAAGAACGAGCAUGCUCAGAAGCUGGAGGAGCGCUUUAUGACCCUGGCGGCCAACCACGAGUUGAUGAUCCGCUUCAAGGAUGAACACAAGAGUCACAACAUAAAGCUUAGGGAAGAGAACGAGAAGUUGAGGCUGGAGAAUGACAACCUCUUCAGCCAGGCUCUGAAGGACCAAGAGGCCAAAGUAUCGCAACUCACUGCCCGGAGUGAGGACCUCGCCAAAGAGCUGGAGACCCUGAAAGAGCAGUGUGCUCAGGAUGCCCGCCAGGCGCAGGCCCGGGAGCAGGGGCUGCUGGAGCUGCAGAGCCAGCAGGCCUGCGCCCACGCCAAGGGGACGGAGCAGCUGCGCAGCCAGCUGCGGAGCCUCAAGCGGCAGCUCUUGCAGGCCGUGGAGCAGGGGGCAAAGGCUGAGCGAACACACAGCAGCCUGAAUCAGGAGCUGCAGGCCAGGCUCCAGACAGUCACCCACGAGAAGGAGGAGCUGCUGCAGCUGUCCAUGGAGAGGGGCAAGGCGCUCCAGAGCAAGCAAGUGGAGAUCCGCCAGCUUGAGGAGAAGCUGGAGACAGCCGAGGUGGCCAGGAGGCACGCGCUGGAGCGCUUUGAGCAAGAGGCAGUGGCGGUGGACAGUGACUUGAGAGUCCGGGAGCUUCAGCGCAGAGUAGAUGGGAUCCAGAAGGCCUACGAUGACCUCAGGCUGCAGUCUGAAGCCUUCAAAAAGCACAGUCUGGAUCUUUUAAGCAAGGAGAGAGAACUCAACGCCAAACUCCGCCAUCUCUUCCUAUAAGGAAGCUUCCACUCCCCUGGGCCUCUAGUUUAGAAUUCACUUAGUAUUAUGGAGAGAGUACAUAGUACUCCCUCCAUUUAUUACACUUUCAAGCACAAAAGGCAACUCAAAGCAAAGCUACUUUACUAUGAUAUUUUUGUUACUAUCGUAAGGCUGACACUAAUUUUCAGUCCUAUCACCUGGAAUACACAAGAUUUACCAGAAUUCCUUCUGUGUCUUUGAAAUCUUCCUAAAUUUGCUAUCAGUAUCUCUACUUCUGCCAUACCUUACUCUUCUCAACCUCAGAUAUCUUCAUACAGCCUAAGAUUUUAAAUUAGCAUCUCCAGUGGAUUUAGGUGAAUAUUAAACAUGCAAUGAGAGGUGCUACUGUGAAAAAAUUUUGACAUAAUUAGCCCUUGUAGGUAGAUAGAUUUGUAGUCUCCUGGAGUUGAGACUGUAAAUGGUUAGGAGUUAACAGCAUCAUUAUAGCAAGGAUAAUUUGCAGAAAAAACCGUUUGAUUUUUGCAACCAGCAAAACAAUUGCUUGUUUCACUUGUUUUCCAGCAGCAGCCUUUUAAUUUUAUUUUAUUAGUACUAGCUUGGAAAACAAAGAUUGAGAUCAUUAAGUUCUUUCC
Manis javanica (Malayan pangolin) is the source of this 1721-nucleotide messenger RNA. RefSeq names its product coiled-coil domain containing 89 (gene CCDC89). The record is from RefSeq and is a predicted model, not a curated record. Lineage: Eukaryota; Metazoa; Chordata; Mammalia; Pholidota; Manidae.